CUCUCGCUGCUAGCAUGCUAAUGUGCAAAGCAAACUCUUAAGUCAACUUUGCCUUGUGCGGCAGUAUGGAAACGAACGCGAGCAGGUAGUGGACAGAAUCAGCCAGAAAGUUGAGUUAGUCGAAAACCAAGUGGACGUGUCCUACGAAAACUACGCCAACAAAUGCCCCGGCAUAUUUGCCUGCUCGAUGAGUGCAAGAAGUUCCUAGUUUCCAUGGAAUACCGCUUGUUGUGUGAGUGAGUGAUUUAAUCUUCUGAAGCCAGCUUGAAAGAGCAUUCGAGGACAAUGAAUCUGUCUUUUGACGACCCGUCGCUGGAAACCUUGGACUCCAGUAUGUCUUUACAUGAUCCGAGUGAUAUUGACUCGGCUCUGCUCAGCGACAUUGAUGAUAUGCUCCAGCUUAUCAACAACCAGGACAUGGAGUUUGUGGGUCUGUUCGAUCACACUUCGUUUCCUGGUCCCGCAGCCCCCCCUCUCUCCAGCCCUUCCUCUCCUCCACCCGCCUCCUCUACGCCCACCAACACCUCCUCCAUCCUCAGCAGCAGCCCGCACCUGGACGCCCUGCUGGGCCCCCCCAUCACCCGCAGCGCCUCCGUCCCGGACAAGGUGUUCCUCCCUCCCACUUUCCAGCAGUCUCCUCUGGCACAGGUGAGCUCCACCCCUGCCAACCCCGGGACACUGCAGACCACGCAGCCCAAAGCUCAGCCCGCUCCAUCUCCCGGCCUCCAGCCGUCCCCCCCGGCCGGGAAGAGCCCGGUGUUCGGCGUUACCCAGCAGGUCCUCUUCAGCUCACCGCAGCCGCAGCCCGUGGUCACCUUCCCCAUCCAGAACGCUUAUACUGCUGUCACUCAGCAGAACUCUCCUCAGCCAAUCCCGAAUCUCCCCGCCUCCCCACAGAAUGUUCAACCAAUGGCCAUCCAAGCACAGAUGCAGAGCCUCUCGGCUUCACCAAUCCUGACCACCGCCUCCAGCCCACCCACACAGACAAUCUCCCCUCAGGUUCAGCAGGUUCCCGUUUUGUUGCAGCCGCAGUUCAUUAAGGCAGACUCUCUCUUGCUCACUACUCUGAAGCCUGAUUUGACAAUGGUAACAACAGUAGCUUCACCCUGCAUCACAACGCUGGCUACAUCCACUGCCCCAAUCCAGAACACCUCACUACAGGCGCUGAUGAGCGGAGGCACCAUCCUGACCACCGUUCCACUGAUGGUGGACACUGAGAAACUGCCCAUCAAUCGCAUCGCCAUCAGCGGGAAACCGGGCGGCCUGCCACAUAAGGGCGAGAAACGCACCGCCCAUAACGCCAUUGAAAAACGCUACCGCUCCUCAAUCAACGACAAGAUUAUUGAGCUCAAAGACCUGGUGGCUGGGACGGAAGCUAAGCAGCUCAAUAAGUCUGCAGUGUUGAGAAAAGCCAUUGACCACAUCCGCUACCUUCAGCAGUCCAACCAAAAACUAAAGCAGGAGAACAUGGCACUCAAAAUGUCCAUCCAGAAGAACAAGUCUCUAAAGGACCUUGUGACCAUGGAGGUGGACGUGAAACCAGAAAUCCCCACCCCUCCAGCAUCAGAUAUCGGCUCGCCUCAAUCCAGCGGCACCUACUCGCACCACGGCAGCGACUCUGAGCCGGACAGCCCAAUGGUAGAAGACAGCAAGCCUGUGGUGGAGAGGGCUGGAGGAAUGCUGGAUCGCUCUCGUAUGGCUCUGUGCGCCUUCACCAUGCUCUUCCUGUCCUUCAACCCGUUGGCAUCUCUGCUGUGUGGCGGCUGGAGUAGCUCUGGGGCGUCUGUCUCAGGACACACGGGAAGGAGUAUGCUAGCAAUGCAGGAAGCAGCCGAUUCUUGGGCCUGGAUGGAUUGGAUGUUGCCCACUCUUCUGGUGUGGCUGCUAAACGGUGUUCUGGUCGCUGGAGUUUUGAUCCGACUGCUCGUGUAUGGGGAACCUGUGACCAGACCUCACUCAGAAUCAUCCGUCCUCUUCUGGAGACACCGCAAGCAGGCCGAUCUGGAUCUAGCCAGGGGAGACUUUGCUCAGGCCUCACAGAACCUCUGGACGUGUCUCAAAGCUCUUGGUCGACCUCUGCCCACGUCUCAACUGGACCUGACCUGUGCUGUACUGUGGUCCGCCCUGCGUCUGUGUCUGCAGAGACUGUGGGUGGGCCGCUGGCUAGCCAGCCGCGCCGGAGCCCUUCGUUCCAACCGCCCCCUUCAGGAAGACGCCCGCAAGAGCUGCCGUGAUGCUGCCUUGGUCUACCACCGUCUACACCAACUCCACAUGACCGGUAAGCUCGGAGGAAGCCACCUCUCUGCCAUCCACAUGGCCCUGAGCGCUCUCAACCUGGCCGAGUGUGCAGGAGACUGUCUUCCUGUGGCCACACUGGCAGAAAUCUGUGUGUCUGCAGCCCUACGGAUUAAAACCAGUCUACCCCGCCUGAUUCACUUCACUACUCGAGUGUUCUUAAGCAGCGCUCGGCAGGCCUGUCUCUCGCCCAGUGGCAGCGUCCCUCCUGCCAUGCAGUGGUUGUGUCACCCUCUGGGUCAUCGUUUCUUUGUGGACGAGGACUGGUCCAUACGCAGCACCCCUAAAGAGAGCAUCUACAGCCAGGCAGGAAACUCAGUCGACCCGCUGGCUCAGGUGACCCAGGCGUUCCGGGAGCAUCUGUUGGAAAAGGCCCUCUACUGUGUGGCACAGCCUCAAGGCGACAAGACCCUCACUGAUGGGGACGGGGAAUACUCGGACGCUCUGGAAUACCUGCAGUUACUCACCAGUGCCUCAGACGCAGCAGGAGCCACUACACAGUCCUUUGCCAUCGGAUCCAACAUGGCCACCGUCACAGGCUGUGACCCUCACUCCAAAUGGUGGUCGUCGGUGGCCGUGGUGGUCAUCAACUGGCUCCAGGGCGAUGACGCGGCGGCAGAGAGAUUGUACCCAGCGGUGGAACACUUGCCCCUCAGCCUUCAGUCCGCUGAGAGUCCGCUGCCCAAAGCCUGCCUUAACACUUUUAAAGCGGUGCGCUCCCUGCUGGUCAAACCUGGGAGUUACCAGCUCAGCCUCAGCUACUGCGAGAAAGCCAGCGUCCUGUUCAGAGACAGCCUCAACCUCGGCCCACACUGCACCAGCAGCACUCUAGACAAGCUGGUGCAGUUGCUGCUGUGUGAUCUGCUGUUGGUGACGCGCACUAGCGUGUGGCGGGAGCAGCAGGUGGUGUCCCAGCAGAGCUGUCCGACGGCCGCCUCGCCUGUGGAGCUGCAGGGCUUCCAGCAGGACCUCAGCUCCCUCCGCAAGCUCGCUCAGAGCUUCAGACCGGCCAUGCGCAGGUUGUUCCUGCAUGAAGCCACAGCUCGGCUGAUGGCGGGCGCCAGUCCAACACGCACACACCAGCUCUUGGACCGCAGUCUGCGCCGCCGCACGCCUGGAAGCAGAACAGAGGAGUGUGAGACUCAUCCAGGCCAGCGUGAGCAGGCAGAGGCCGUGAUGCUGGCGUGCCGUUAUCUGCCCCCCUCCUUCCUGUCCGCCCCGGGCCAGAGGGUGGGCAUGCUGGUCGACGCCGCCCGCACGCUAGAGAAACUGGGCGACAAGCGCACCCUCCACGACUGCCAACAGAUGAUCAUCAAACUCGGCAGCGGGACGACCGUCACGUCCACCUAGCCAACUACACACCAACACACAAGAGCACUUUUACAAACACACCCCAACAUCUCUCCGUCGAGGAUCAACACGCUCUUCAUUUCAGGCCUCAGUCAACCACAUCCGGGAACGCAAAGACGGUUUUGUUGUUUUUCGUUUUUCUCCCCAACAGUUCACGACUGCAUAUCCAACAACAAGAUGCACGGGACCAUAUUCUUGACAUUUUUGAUAUGAAAUUAGUUAUUUAACUUAUUUAUACGCCCUACACAAAGAUUGAACGGAAGGUGUUUUUGUCAUUCCAGUUCCUUUGUGAAACGAUGCACUGUGAGUGCUGACUUUGGCCACAAGAUGGCGUUUCGGUGGGGUGAGCUGGACGCCGGUCCAGCGGGUGCUUGAAUUGGACAUGUAUUGUAGAGCUUUGCUUUACCGUUUGCACCUUUUGAGAGAAACGAACAUUACGACAGAAGGGGGACGGGGAAAAAAGUGCUUCUCUCAACUAUGAGUUGAAUAAAGUAGUUCCUACUUUACCUGUUAUCGUCUGGGAUGAAUUCUGCAUAUUGAUUAGAGAAAAUUAAGGCUUUAUUAAAGUUCUUUCUUUGUAUAUAUUUUUAACGGAGUGUAUUUAUGAUUCGUCUGACGCUGUAGGUGAGCAGCAUUUGAAGAGGGGCUGAUUUUGUCGCGCUGCUGAAACCAAACCGGUUUGAAUGAUUUGAAG
This is a messenger RNA of Rhinichthys klamathensis goyatoka, 4339 nucleotides long. RefSeq names its product sterol regulatory element binding transcription factor 1 (gene srebf1). Gene Ontology annotation, molecular function: DNA-binding transcription factor activity, RNA polymerase II-specific; RNA polymerase II cis-regulatory region sequence-specific DNA binding; protein dimerization activity. The coding region runs from base 286 to 3645 and encodes 1119 amino acids. Gene Ontology annotation, biological process: regulation of transcription by RNA polymerase II. The transcript has 19 exons. Lineage: Eukaryota; Metazoa; Chordata; Actinopteri; Cypriniformes; Leuciscidae. Gene Ontology annotation, cellular component: nucleus. The record is from RefSeq and is a predicted model, not a curated record.